Molecule: messenger RNA, 834 nt
Organism: Vanessa atalanta (red admiral)
Lineage: Eukaryota; Metazoa; Arthropoda; Insecta; Lepidoptera; Nymphalidae
Exons: 6
Coding region: 165-785 (206 amino acids)
Source: RefSeq, a predicted model, not a curated record
AAAGUCACAAAAAUGAAAGGAUAGCUUCAUAUUUUUUUUUAAGUUUACCAUAUUUUUAUUAGAUUUAGAUAGAACGUUCCUAAGAUAAAAAAGUAAAAUGUUAGGCGAUAAAUUUAAUAGGGGAUCAAAAAGAGGCGUUAUUCGCCUUCUUGGUAAUAAUUGAAAUGUUUCUGCAGGGUCGCAUUAUAAUUGUUUGGUUAUCUUGGCUUAUUGGAGGAAUUUGCGGUGUUGUUAUUCUGUUAAUUAUUGUAUGUUACUGCCGCCUAAUGCCGCGACACCAGAAAUCUUUCGAUGAACAAUAUCUAAAAGAACAUUACACCAUUAAAGAAGGACAUGGAUAUACAAGUCAGGAAAACUAUAGGAUUAAACACACUGAGGUACAAGUUCAGAGGCAUGUACGGCCUGCAAGCUAUGCAGGGGAUGCAGAGUGCAGACGGCAGAGGGAGCCCACACGAGCACCUACACACUGCUAUGUGAAUCGGGUACCAGAUACACGGGAUAAUGCUGUACAAUAUGCUUCUAGUGGCAUGUUAGAUGAGAUGGAAGGCGCUGCAAGCAUUGAUGCUCUGAAAACACGUUCGCUGCCUGCUUUCUUGCGCCCCAAGCCACGUCCACUCUCCACCGAAGAUGAUUUGCACCAGCUGUAUGCUAAGGUAAAUUUAAGCAAGAAGUACAAGAACCGCAUGCGCAACGAGCACGCCGCCAUCAUCGCCCUCAGCAAGUCGCACAGCCAGUUCUUCGACGCCGACGCCGUCAUCGUCUACGACCAGAGAACUGCGCUCUAACCUCGUUCCUUUUGUUUCUCAUUACAUUUUGAGGACUCUCACGCGCACA